Messenger RNA from Oryza brachyantha (malo sina), 1395 nucleotides. RefSeq names its product protein ETHYLENE-INSENSITIVE 3-like 2. Gene Ontology annotation, molecular function: DNA binding; DNA-binding transcription factor activity. NCBI's taxonomy places the organism in Eukaryota, Viridiplantae, Streptophyta, Magnoliopsida, Poales, Poaceae. The record is from RefSeq and is a predicted model, not a curated record. The transcript has a single exon. The coding region runs from base 1 to 1395 and encodes 464 amino acids. Gene Ontology annotation, cellular component: nucleus.
AUGGAAAGCCUCGGCCACCGGCUGAAACAGAAACCUCCUGCGCUCGAGCCGUUGCCACGCCCGGCCGCCGCCGUGGACGAAGGAAAGGACAAAGAUGAGGCGGCGCCGGAGCCGGAGCAGGAGCAGCCGCAGGAGGAGUUCUUUAGUGAGUCGGAGUCGGGCUCGGAGUCCAUCGAGAUCGCCGACCUGAAGAAGCGGAUGUGGAAGGACCAGAUGCUGCUCAUGAAGCUCGAGGGCCGGUCCGGCCAUGACGGGCAUAGACCGGGGCAGGACAGGGCUAGGGGGAAGGAGGAGGAGGAGGAGACGCCCGAGGCCCGGUACCGGCGGAAGGCGAUGCUCCGGGCGCAGGACGGCGUCCUCCGCCACAUGCUCAAGAUGAUGGAGGCGUGCAACGCGCGGGGGUUCGUGUACGGCAUCGUGGACGAGACGGGCGUUCCGGUGUCCGGCUCCUCCGACAGCCUACGCGGGUGGUGGAAGGACGACGUCGCGUUCGACCGGGCCGGGCCGACGGCGCUGUCGACGCCGGCGGCGGAUGGCGGCGGCCGGGGGAGCCUGCCGAGCCCCGCGUCGGAGGCGGCGGCGUCGUUCCUGCACGGGCUCCUCGACAUCCAGGACAGCACGCUGGCGUCGCUGCUGUCGGCGCUGAUCCAGCACUGCGAGCCCCCGCAGCGGAGCUUCCCGCUCGACCGCGGCCUGCCGCCGCCGUGGUGGCCGACGGGCGGCGAGGCGUGGUGGGGCCUGCAGGGGGAGGCCCAGGCCAGCCAGGGCCCGCCGCCGUACCGGAAGCCGCACGACCUGAAGAAGGCGUGGAAGAUCUCCCUGCUCAGCGCCGUCAUCAAGCACCUGAGCCCGCGGUUCGACCAGAUUCGCAAGCUCGUGUGGCAGUCCAAGCGGCUGCAGCACAGGAUGAGCGCCAGGGACGCCGACACCUGGUCCCGCGUCAUCUCCCAGGAGGAGGCGCUCAGCCGCCACGCGCAGCGCUCCCUGCACAUCGUGCCGCUCGACGACGACGACCAGGAGCUGCACGGACCGUCGCCGCGCGAGUCGCACGCCGACAAGCGCAAGCGCGAGGCCGGCGGCGGGGAGCUGCAGCUCUCACUGCCGGCGGACGUCGACGUCGUCACGGAGGCGGACCGCAGCUCCAUCGACGAGCUCAUGAAGCUCUACUACAGCUGCCUGCAGGGGGCCGACGGCGGCCUCGGCGGCGAGCAGGGGAAGGACGUGGCAGCCGGAGCGGCCUGGGAGGAGGGCGUCUCUCCGGACACCGUGCAUGGCGGCGACGCGCCGCAGCCGCACGACGACAUGCUCGACGAUCUCCUCGGUGUCGCGCAUGUGGUGGACAUGAGCGACUUCCCGGACAGCCCCAUCUGGCACUGGGGGUCGGGCUCAGAUUAG